CCAGGAAGCAGUUGACACCCUUGCUUGAGAAUUCUUGCCGGAGCCGUGGCAGAUGGCCGGUCCGGAGGUAGCCACGGGCACUGCGUCGGCGGUGGUGGCCGGUCUGUUCUUGGUUGCUGCCGUUGCUGUUAUGUUGAGGCGGGGCGGGGGCGGCGCGGCGCCGAGCCCGCCGGCGCUCCCGGUGCUCGGCCACCUGCACCUGAUGAAGAAGCCGCUGCACCGCUCGCUGGCUGCGGUCGCGGCCGGGGCCGGCGCGCCGGUGGUGUCGCUGCGGCUGGGCGCGCGGCGGGCGCUGCUCGUGUCGACACACGCCGCGGCGGAGGAGUGCUUCACGGCGUGCGACGCCGCGCUGGCGGGGAGGCCGCCGAUGCUCGUCGGGGACAUCCUCGGGUUGGGCUACACCACCUUCGUGUGGGCCUCCCACGGCGACCACUGGCGCGCGCUCCGCCGCUUCCUCGGCGUCGAGCUCUUCGCGACGGCACGCCUCGCCGCGCUCGCCGCCGACCGCCACGCCGAGGUCGCGUGCCUCGUCGAGGGCAUCCUCCGCGACGGCGAAGGUACGGUGACGCUCCGACCCAGGCUCUUCGAGCUGGUGCUGAACGUGAUGCUGCUCGCGGUGACCGCGCGCCGCCACGCCGGCGACGUGCGCAGGUUCCAGGACAUCGUCGAGGAGACAUUCUCAGUGAGCGGCGCGCCGAGCGUCGGGGACUUCUUCCCGGCGCUGCGGUGGGUCGACCGUCUCCGCGGCGUCGAGGCCGCCCUACGAAAGCUGCAAGCGAGGCGCGACGCGUUCGUCUCCGGCCUCAUCAACGACCACCGUCAAAGGCACAGCGCCGUCGCCGGCGACGACCAAGACAACGACAAGAAGGGCAUCAUCGACGCCCUCCUCACGCUGCAAGAAACCGAUCCCGACCACUACACCGACAAUGUCGUCAAAGGCAUCGUCUUGGUUCUGCUCACCGCCGGGACCGACACGUCGGCGCUGACCACCGAGUGGGCGAUGGCGCAGCUGCUGACGCACCCGGAGGCGAUGAAGAAGGCGAGGGCCGAGAUCGACGCCAACGUCGGCACGGCGCGGCUGGUGGAGGAGGCCGACAUGGCGAGCCUCCCCUACCUGCAGUGCGUCAUCAAGGAGACCCUCCGGCUCCGCCCCGUCGGCCCGGUCAUCCCGGCGCACGAGGCCAUGGAGGACUGCACGGUGGCCGGCUUCCGCGUCCGCCGCGGCACGAUGAUCCUCGUCAACGCAUGGGCGAUCCACCGUGACAGCGACGUCUGGGACGCGCCGGAGGAGUUCCGGCCGGAGCGGUUCCUGGACGUCGGCGCGGCGACCGCGCCGCCCAUGCUGCCGUUCGGGCUCGGGCGACGGCGGUGUCCCGGCGAAGGGCUGGCCAUGCGCAUUGUCGGCCUGACGUUGGCGGCGCUCGUCCAGUGCUUCGAGUGGGAAGCCGGUGGCGUCGACAUGGCGGAAGGCGGCGGGCUGACGAUGCCGAUGGCGACGCCGGUGGCGGCCGUGUGCCGGCCGCGGGAGUUUGUCAAGAGUGUGGUAUCGGCCUCUUGUAUCUGAAUCCUGAAUAUAUGAUGAUUUUGCGUAAAUUGGUGCA
Molecule: messenger RNA, 1601 nt
Organism: Oryza brachyantha (malo sina)
Lineage: Eukaryota; Viridiplantae; Streptophyta; Magnoliopsida; Poales; Poaceae
Product: cytochrome P450 81Q32-like
Exons: 2
Coding region: 53-1564 (503 amino acids)
Molecular function (GO): monooxygenase activity; iron ion binding; oxidoreductase activity, acting on paired donors, with incorporation or reduction of molecular oxygen
Source: RefSeq, a predicted model, not a curated record